UCCAGGGAAUCCAGGGAAUCCAUGGGAAUCCAUGGGGAUGGAUCCAGGGGGAUGGAAUCCAUGGGGAUGGAUCCAGGGGGUGCUGCACCCGUCCAACGAGGUGCUGAGCUCAGACAUCCUGCCCCGCUGGGCCAUCAUCGGCUGGCUGCUCACCACCUGCACUUCCAACGUGGCGGCGUCCAACGCGAAGCUGGCGCUGUUCUACGACUGGCUCUUCUUCAACCCCGACAAGGACAGCAUCAUGAACAUCGAGCCGGCCAUCCUGGUGAUGCACCACUCCAUGAAACCCCACCCUGCCAUCACUGCCACCCUCCUGGACUUCAUGUGCCGGAUCAUUCCCAACUUUUACCCCCCUCUGGAAGUUCACGUCCGGCAGGGAGUGUUCAACUCCCUCACCCACAUCGUGGAGAAGCGAGUCCUGGCGCAUUUGGCCCCCCUGUUUGACAACCCCAAGCUGGACAAGGAGCUCCGGGCGAUGCUGAGGGAGAAAUUCCCGGAAUUCUGCAGCUCCCCCUCGCCCCCCAUGGAAGUGAAGCUGGAGGAUCCGGUGCCUCUGGAGCUGGAAAGCCCCCUGGGCGAGAAGGACGACGGCAGCUACGACAGCGCCGAGGCCGCGUUCAGCGACGACGAGGACGAGCUCGGCUCCAAAGGGAAGAAGAGGGAGUUCCGCUUCCAUCCCAUCAAGGACUCCAUCGUGGAGGAGCCCGUGGACAUCACGCCCUUCCUGGAGCAGUUGGAGGAAUCCCUCAAGGACAAAGUCCUGCAGCUGCAGAAGGGCAGCGACACGGAGGCGCAGUGUGAGGUGAUGCAGGAGAUCGUGGAUCAGGUCCUGGAGGAGGAUUUUGACUCGGAGCAGCUCUCCGUGCUCGCCUCCUGCCUCCAGGAGCUCUUCAAGGCUCAGUUCCGAGGGGAGGUCCUGCCCGAGGAGAUCACCGAGGAGUCCCUGGAGGAGUCGGUGGGGAAGCCCCUCUACCUGAUAUUCCGGAACCUGUGCCAGAUGCAGGAGGACAACAGCGGCUUCUCCCUCCUGCUGGACCUGCUGUCCGAGCUCUACCAGAAACAGCCCAAGAUCGGCUACCACCUGCUCUACUACCUCAGGGCCAGCAAAGCAGCAGUUGGGAAGAUGAGUCUCUACGAGUCCUUUGCCCAGGCCACUCAGCUGGGGGAGCUGCACACCUGCCUGAUGAUGGACAUGAAGGCCUGCCAGGAGGAUGAUGUCAGGCUGCUCUGCUUCCUCACCCCCUCCAUCUACACAGAGUUCCCAGACGAGACCCUGCGGAGUGGGGAGCUGCUCAACAUGAUCGUGGCCGUCAUCGACUCCUUCCAGCUGCAGGAGCUGGUGUGCCACGUGAUGAUGGGGAACCUGGUGAUGUUCCGCAAGGAUUCCGUGCUCAACAUCCUCAUCCAGAGCCUGGACUGGGAGACGUUCGAGCAGUACUGCACGUGGCAACUGUUCCUGGCCCACAGCAUCCCCCUGGAGACCAUCAUCCCAAUCCUACAGCACCUGAAGUACAAGGAGCACCCCGAGGCCCUGUCCUGCCUCCUGCUGCAGCUGCGCAGGGAGAAGCCCAGCGAGGAGAUGGUGAAGAUGGUGCUGAGCCGGCCCUGCCACCCCGAGGACCAGUUCACCACCAGCAUCCUGCGGCACUGGGGGCUGCGCCACGACGACCUCCUGGGCGAGCACAUCAAGGCCCUGCUCAUCAAGAACAACAGCCUGCCCAGGAAGAGGCAGAGCCUGCGCAGCUCCAGCAGCAAACUGGCCCAGCUGACCCUGGAGCAGAUCCUGGAGCACCUGGAUAACCUCAGGCUCAACCUCACCAACACCAAACACAACUUUUUCAGCCAGACCCCGAUCCUGCAGGCGCUGCAGCACGUCCAGGCCAGCUGUGACGAGGCCCACAAGAUGAAGUUUUCUGACCUGUUCCUGGCUGAGGAAUACGAGGACUCCUCAUCCAGCCCCAAGAGCCGCCGGAAGGCUCCGGCUCUGGCGAGCCAGCGGAGCCGCAAGAGCGCCGCGCAGCCCCACACCGAGGAGGAGUCUGCAUCCAGCAGCGCCUCAGAGGAAGAGGACACCAAACCCAAACCCGCCAAGAGGAAAAGGAAAGGCUCGUCCGCCGUGGGCUCUGACAGCGACUGAGGGGGGGAGCAACCCCCACUUAACUCCCCUGGGACACCCCCAUCUCUGUGGGACCCCCCUCAGUGAGGGGAGGGAGCAACCCCCCCUUAACUCCCCUGGGACACCCCCAUCUCUGUGGGACCCCCCUCAGUGAGGGGAGGGAGCAACCCCCCUUUCCCUCCACCCCCAUCUCUGUGGGACCCCCCCUCAGUGAGGGGAGGGAGGACUCCCCCUUUGCCUCCACCCC
Messenger RNA from Myiozetetes cayanensis, 2363 nucleotides. RefSeq names its product integrator complex subunit 3-like. The record is from RefSeq and is a predicted model, not a curated record. Lineage: Eukaryota; Metazoa; Chordata; Aves; Passeriformes; Tyrannidae. Gene Ontology annotation, cellular component: cytoplasm.